UUUCUCUCUCACUCAAACACACGUGAAUCUACUUAUCCCUCUCUCCCUCUCUCACAUCCUCUAGCUGUCUUUCUCACUCAUUCACCUAAUAUAUUCUUUCUCCACAUCAUUCUUCCUAUUUUAGCACCAAACAUUCGACCAUUUCACCAGAACCACUUUGGCUUUCACAGCACUUUUUUUUUAAAACCAAAAAAAUAAUAAGCUAAAAAGAAAGCCAACACCAAAAGCGAACAAAACUAAAACCAUUUUUAUUGCUAAACUUUUCAGGAAAACAAAAAAAUCCCAAAAGUUUAACAACGACUCACAAACACUUCUUUUAUUGCUACUGUUGUUGUUGAUGUUGCAAUCGUUAGUAGAAAUAUUAAUAACGGUAGAAGAUGUAAUAUUUAAUUAAUUUCAGGGUCCGUUUUACUAAUUAGCUUUCGAUCAUCUCUCCGCACACAUAUUCCUUUUUGUCUCGAUCUAACGUGUAUUACUUUUUUUUUCCUUAAGAUAUCAGAAUAUAUCUUAAUAUUUCAAAAUAUAUCUUCCUUGUUCCUUUAUAACAAAGUCUUUCCUUUUCUCUCACCUUGUCACAAAACUCUUUCACAAAACUCAUCAUCUCUCGCCAUCUCAUACAUACAUACAUACACACGCACAUAUAUAUAUAUGCAUACAAUUGUCAUAUUCUUCACCCACACGCACUUCUAAACUUUUUCCUUCCUUCCUUUUUAUCUUAUACGAGACAUUCUCUUCGUUUCCUCAUAAUUCACAUAGAACCCCUCCCUAAAAUACAUAUCCCGGCAAGGUUAUCACCACCACUACCAACAUCAUCAUCAUCAUCACUACCAUCAAUACUACUACUACAACUCUUACUACUACCACCACCACCAUCACUACUACGACUAUUGGUUUUCUAGAAAGAAAACACCAAGACUAGAAGCAAAAAGUAAAAAAGAAACAAAACAAAAAAAAAAAGCAAUUCACUACCACUACUGUUACUAUCACCACAAGCAUAACAACAACAACCACCACCAUCACCAGUUAGAAAAAGCAACACACAGCGGAUCCAAACAAUAUUUACAAUCCACAUCAUCAGCAGUAAUAAUUCAUCACCGUCAACACUUUUUCUUAUAUCUAGAAGGAGCUCGGUCACGCACACACAUCGCGUAUCAUAUCCACAACACAUAUCAUAUAUUUAUGUAGACACAUAGAUAAUACGUAUCAUAUAUGCAUAUAUAUAUACAUACACACACCUAUAUCAUAACACAUAAUCGUAUAUGUAAACAUAAUAUACAUCAUAUAUGCAUUAAUAUAUAAAUAUAUAUAUAUAUGUAUAUACAUUAAUAUAAUACACACACACACAUCACAACAUACUCACAUCACGCAUUCCACGAGUAAAUAUUAAUAAUAAUAAUAAUUAAAAACCCCAAAAUGCAUCUUCUGGCACAUGUCUGCCUGUGUCUUGUGGUCGCCCUACACACGGUUCGAUCGGAGGUUUUCACAGCUAUGGUGGAACUCGAAAAGACACUACAAACUGAACAGGAGAUAGCGAUUCUACUCAAAGACUACAUUGAAAGUGAGGAAGCAAGGCUGGCGCAUUUGAAAAGCCUUGCUGAGGAUUAUGACAGGCACAGUACUUUUGCUCUGGAAAAUCCAGAUCACUUUGUUGGAAAUCCGGUCAAUGCAUUUCUCCUAGUCAAACGAUUCACCGUGGACUGGGACAAAGAAUUCCAGUUUUUAAAGGACAACAUCACAAAUGAAUUAGUUUCCACGAUAGAAAUCAAGAGACAACAUCUUCCUGACUAUGAAGAUCUUAAUGGGGCAGCAGCCGCUCUUUUGCGACUGCAAGACACCUACCAGUUGGAUACUGCUGAUAUUGCACGUGGGGAAGUUGGUGGUGUGAAAACCCAAGAACUCACAGCCGCAGACUGCUACGAACUUGGUAGAAUCGCUUAUCAUGAUGAUGACUUCUACCACACUGUACUGUGGAUGGACGAAGCGUUGCUGCGUUAUGAUAAGGAAACGGUUAAGACAAUCAAUAAAGAUGCCUUAUUGGACUAUUUGGCUUUUGCCACGUUUAAGCAAGGAAAUGCACAUUUAGCUUUGGUCUUAACCAACGAACUGUUGGAAAUUGACCCUAGUCACCAGAGAGCCAAAAAUAAUAAAUUCUACUUUGAAAGAAUGCUUGAAGACGAAAAAUUUAAAGGACAAAAACGUGGCGAUACUGGAUUACAACGAGUGAAGAAUCCUCGCAAUAUCGAUGACUACCGUAAUUCUGAAGAGUUCUAUGCAUAUGAGAGCCUGUGCCGAGGGGAAGAUAUUAUGCCAAUCAAAAAUGCCCACAAACUAAAGUGCAAGUAUGCCUGGUAUGGCCACCCAUAUUUGUAUUUAGCCCGAGUCAAGGAGGAAGAGAUGCACUUCGAUCCCUGGCUAGUAGUUUAUCAUGAUAUCCUUUCAGACAACGAAAUGAACUUUGUGAAGAGUUUUGCCACACCAAAGCUAAACAGAGCAACAGUACAGAAUUCAGUAACAGGAAAAUUAGAAACAGCAACAUACCGUAUCAGUAAAAGUGCUUGGUUGAAAGAUGCAGACCACCCAAUUUUGUCCAGAAUCAACAAGAGAAUUGGAACUGUGACAGGUCUCAAUGUGGAAACUGCUGAGGAACUUCAGGUCGCCAACUAUGGAAUCGGUGGCCACUAUGAACCUCAUUUUGACUAUGCAAGGAAAGAAGAAAAAAAUGCCUUCAAGAGACUUGGCACUGGAAACAGGAUAGCAACAUUUUUAAUAUAUAUGUCUGAUAUUCCAAGCGGUGGAGCAACAGUUUUCCCUUAUAUUGGACUGAAGUUAUUUCCCAAAAAAGGCACAGCCGCAUUCUGGUACAACUUGCACAAGAGUGGAGAAGGAAUCUUCAAUACGCGACACGCCGCCUGCCCAGUCUUGGUGGGUAACAAAUGGGUAAUGAACAAAUGGAUCCACGAGCGAGGCCAAGAAUUUCGACGACCAUGCAGUUUAAGCUCCAAGUUAUAGAACAAUUUUAGACUCCUAAUCAAUAGAACUGGAAAAAAAAAAAUAAAUAAGUAAAACAAAAAUAUAAAUAAAAUCUCCAUCCAAAACUAUCAUCACUAACUACUGCCCUGGACUCAUGUUCCCUAUUUCUUCCUCUUCUUCCUUUGUUCUUUCCUCUCACCUAUUCUCCUCAUCCCCACCUCCCUCUCUCUCAUGUCUUGCCCUGAGUUUCAGGCUCAUUUUUGUUUUGCUUCACUCCCCUUCCUCGUCUCUUCUCUCAUCUGUCUUGUGUCUGUCUGUGCGUCUCUCUCUAGUGCUCAUCUACACAUCAAAACUCCUGCAUUCUCCGGAAAACAAAGCAAAAAGAAAAAAAAACGUUGUGGUGGUGGUAGUGGUGUUGGAACUUUGAGAUAUAUGCCCCAGUAUGGGCAUAACCAGGUGAUUGACUGAAACCAGCACAAGUAAUAUACAGUAAUAUAUUAUAUAUGUAGGUGUUUAUGUGUGUGACAUCAUGGUCUAUAUUAUAAGUGCUCCCUCUAACUCAAAAUUGAAUUUGUUUUACUUGUGCAGUGCUUUUAUACAUCAGGAGAUAGGUUAUAUACCUCAGACCAGAGAUUCGAAUUUAUUUUGAGCGUGACUUGAGUAUAUGGUGCUGACGAGCUGAAAUAACAGUGAAAUAUUGAUAUCCACUGUUCUCGUUCACCUACAGAGCAAUUCAUUUCAUCUGGUUUUGAGGUACAGUGUUUUUUUUUUAAGACUCUAUCUCUUCAAGGUACUUUCCCUGGAUGAAAUACCGCAGCCUAAAAGCGCUUAAGCAAAACAUGUCCGUUAAGUAUGUGACAUCAAUAAUGUUUAUAUGUGUGCAGACAUACAUAUCUACAUAUGUAUAUAUAUAUUUCUAUGUCCACUGUGGAAACACUAUAUAACAUGAUUGACACACUUCCACAGUGUCUACUGUGUUGUAUGAUGGUUGUUUAAAUGUAGAAAAUUACAAUAACAAAACAAAAAGUUGAACAAAUCAUUGAAGAACUUUUAUGCCAUUUAAGAAUAUUAUUUUAAAAUACCAACAAAUAUUUUAGAUUUUUUUAAUAUAUUCUUUCGUUUUUUAUUUAAUAUCUAAAAAAAAUUCUUUUUCCAUUAAAUUUUUUUUUUAACAUUGCUUGUUGUAGUAGAGGUUGGAAAGAUUGUUCAGAAUUCUCAUUUUCCCAGAUCUAGCCAUCGACUCAUCUAAAACUCCCUUGAAUCUCUGCCCAUCCUCUCACUCCAUUUUUGAUAUUUGCAAAUCAUGGGCUGAAAUUCUACAUACCAAUAGAUGUUUUGAAGCUAUCAAAAAUAUAAAAACAUAUCCUACUUUGCUGGUUUCCUCAACCCCUCUUCCAAUAUGCUCCCUUCUCAAACUAUAUCCCUGUCUAUCUUGCCCUUUUCGGCUCUAUGUCUGCCUCUUUAUAUCUAUCUGUCUACUCCUGUCUAUUUGCUUCUCUCUCCCCUUUCAACUGCCUUUAUUCGCAAAGUCUAACCCUAAGACGCUUCAUUUAAAACCAUUUAUUUUUUUCUGGAAGAACAGAACAAAUUGUCCACAAUGCUUUUUUUGAAAAAAAGAAAAAUUCCCCCCAAUCGUCUUACAUAGCCCACAUCCAAAAUGGCUCGAGUUUUUAGAUUCUGUCUCCUCCCUCCCCAGACACACACCACUACCAUCACUAUACACCACCGCCGCCGCUUUUGAAGAUUUUCAAAGGCCUCCUUCCCUUUUCCAUUUCCCUCUGACCCUGGUUUAAAAAAUACAAGAAUAUAUAAAAUAUAAGAUGGAAAAGAAAAUCUCAAGAGUCUCAAAAUUUCUUAAAUUCUUCCAAAAACAAAAGCAAUAACAAUAUUCUUUAUCAAUUUCUUGUCCCCCAAAUCUUUUUCUCUUAUUUUUUUUAAUAAACAUUAUAUAUAUAAUAUAUAUAUAAAAAAGACUUUGAAUAUAUAUAUAUAAUUAAAAAUAAAGACAAUAACUAAAAAAAAUACAAACUUUAAAAUCCAAGAAAAUAUGUUGAACAGAAGAAUGAAUGGAAAUAAUUUUGCUUGGCAUCGGAGGAAGAAAAAAUGGUUUUUAUUAUCUUUUUUUUUUCGUUUUUACAUUUUUUUUUCUCUUUUUAUUAUAUUUUUUUUUUUUAAGAAAAAAGAAAUUUGCAUGAAGAAAACAAAAGAAAACUUAUCUGAAUGAAUUUGCCUCUUAAAAGAAUUUGUUGCUUU
Molecule: messenger RNA, 5223 nt
Organism: Octopus sinensis (East Asian common octopus)
Lineage: Eukaryota; Metazoa; Mollusca; Cephalopoda; Octopoda; Octopodidae
Product: prolyl 4-hydroxylase subunit alpha-1
Exons: 13
Coding region: 1414-3009 (531 amino acids)
Biological process (GO): peptidyl-proline hydroxylation to 4-hydroxy-L-proline
Cellular component (GO): endoplasmic reticulum
Molecular function (GO): procollagen-proline 4-dioxygenase activity; L-ascorbic acid binding; iron ion binding
Source: RefSeq, a predicted model, not a curated record